AUGGCUUCGUAUGAGGAGAUGAUCACCAGCAGUCCGAUCGACGAAGCUCCUUACGUGGAAGAGGAUGACAUGGUGGAAGACGACGAGGUCCGCCGAGACGGCAUGCAAGAGUACGAGCAUGACCCCGAGCGCGAGGUCUGGGGGACGCACGAGGAUGUGAAUGAAUACAACCCCGGCGGUUUCCACCCCGUACACAUUGGCGACGUGAUCCACGGCCGUUUCGAGGUCCUGCACAAGCUCGGCCAGGGAGGCUUUGGCAUGGUCUGGCUGUGCCACGACCGGGACACCGAGACCUGGAGAGCGCUCAAGAUUCUCUCGGCAUCGCAGACGGAAAAGUCUAAGGAGCCGGCUGUUAUUGCGCACUUGACCAAGCACCAUACGCCAGAGAAGCUCCAAGAAAGCCAUAUUCUCAUGCCGCUUGAAGUCUUUCAGAUCGAAGGGCCGAAUGGUAGGCAUAUCUGCCAAGUCCUCAGGGUAAUGGGCUACUCGGUCAGGGAGUGGCGGCAGCAGUCGGACGAGGAAGAGGACAAGUCUGGAGUGAAAAUGAGAAACAUGUGUCACCAGAUUGCGCAGGGCACAGCCCUGCUGCACUCUGUCGGUGUAGUGCACGGAGAUCUCAGACCCUCCAAUAUUCUCAUGGAACUGGACCAGAAGACCCUGAACAACCUCUCCAAAGACGAGCUGCUGACCCUGGUGGACGAGGAACCCACGACCAUUCCAGUUUUCACAAAGAAUGGAGAAGACUGUGGAGCUCAUGCUCCUCGCUACACGGUCGCGCCCAUAUACAAGCCGUGGUUUGAGACGCUCCUCCUAGAAAAGGUUGCGAUUGGUGACUUUGGCGAGUCCUUUCGCAUCACUGAUCCCGAAAAGACCACCGGCAUCCCGUUAGAGUAUGCCGCCCCCGAGAUCCUGCUCCCGGGCAAGGCGGGUCUUGGUAGCGAUAUUUGGUCCCUAGCAUGUACACUGUACGAGACACGUACCGGCAAGCCGCUUCUCGGCUCCGAGGAAUGGAAUGGCGCACGCUUCGGGACGCUCGUGCAUGACAUUGAGGCUCUCCUCGGACCGCUACCAGAGCCUUUCCGCACUCGGUGGGAGGAGAGUGACUACAUUCAACCCGAUGUCCUCGAAGUACCAAAGAGUGAGAAAGAUCUAUUCGCCCUCGACAAUCAACCGGGCAUCCGGCCGGUGACCUGCACCCCGUCUCAGCUAGGCCUGGCAAAAAGGAUCCGCUUGUCGGGCACCCCGUACACUGACGUCUUCUGUGGUCUGCUCGGAAAGCAGCGAGGAGACUACGAGAGGCAUUACCUUGACGAAGAGGAGUUGGAGCAGAUGGAGGCUGAUGGUGUAGACAUGGAGGAGUUCUACGAAAAGUGCAGACGGGAGGCGGCAGAACAAGGUUACAAGUACACGGAACAGGAAAUAUUGGCCCUCGGAGGUCUUCUUGGCCAAAUGGUCAAGUAUGAGAGCGACGCACGACUCGCUGCCAGUUUGGUGCUUCAACAUCAAUGGUUCAAAGAUGUUGCUACGCCUCCACCAAAGCCGCUGGAGGAUACAGCGCCGCAACCUGAUACAGGCGCUGAGGAGCCAGUAAUCGGACAGAAUCCGCGCCCUCUCCAGUAUCAGCAAGUUUCUGUUCUUCUGGGCGUUUUCGGCGUGCUUCUAUCUCUGUCGUGUUGUGUUGCUUACGGUCUUAUAAGAUCAGACACCGGCAUAUUCAACGUAGUUUGGAAAGGGCUGAAAAGUGGGCAAAAUGUCGAAUGUACCUGUUGGACAUCGGAUUAA
This is a messenger RNA of Pestalotiopsis fici W106-1, 1782 nucleotides long. RefSeq lists its product as uncharacterized. The transcript has a single exon. The record is from RefSeq and is a predicted model, not a curated record. Gene Ontology annotation, molecular function: protein kinase activity; ATP binding. NCBI's taxonomy places the organism in Eukaryota, Fungi, Ascomycota, Sordariomycetes, Amphisphaeriales, Sporocadaceae. Gene Ontology annotation, biological process: spliceosomal complex assembly; protein phosphorylation; regulation of mRNA processing. Bases 1 to 1782 code for a protein of 593 amino acids.